AUGCAAGAAGAAGUUUCAGCCUUCGAGAAUUGCAUUGGCGCCGGGCGAGUGGAGGGAUGGUUUUGCACUUCUUCAUUCGACAAUGAGAAGAAAGGAUGGGGGCAUGUGGAGUCCUACAGUUUCGAGGGCCACCUUUUCUUCCACCUCCAGCGGAGUCCUUCGCUGCGCGGAGUCAGGUAUAGCAAGAGGGACCCCGUGUCCUUCGAGGUGGUGGAGUUCAAUGGCCGCUGCGAGGCUGUGAAGCUGCUCCUGCCAACCAUGCCGCAGGACGACCCCGACGAGGUGCAAAUGCGCAAAUGCAUGCAAUGCCCCGGAAAAGUGGAGCGAACACCAUGA
Messenger RNA from Symbiodinium natans, 336 nucleotides. Lineage: Eukaryota; Dinophyceae; Suessiales; Symbiodiniaceae. The record is from the annotation of a GenBank genome assembly.